AUGUCCCUGCCUUCUGUCAUGAUCAGGAGCACCGGGAACAGCGCCAGUCCCCGCUUCUGUCUCCAGUGGCUGUGUCAGGCUGAAAGAGCAGAUGCAUCGUUCUCUGGUCUGCAGCAGGGCGCCCUCUGCAGUCCGAAGAAGGGAGUUCUUUGCUGCGGAGAACUGCUGCGCUCUGUGGAAGACCUGUCCAAGAAGCUGCUUCUGAGGUCUGUCAAGGAGGUCCCCACCAGGGUGGUCACAGCCCCACAUUCCUCAGAGACUCCUCCUGGCAUCGCUUGCACCUGCAGCCUCCCCACAUCCUGGUACCAUCCCGAGAGUCCCUCUCCCCUCAGCCAGCAUCCUACUGGGCCCAACCCAGCGAUGCAGCCUGAAAACACCGGGCACUUUGCCAUCAACUGCUUCCCAGACACAGACGCUCAGGCGCUUCCAGCUCUGGGAAUCCGUGUCCACCCUGCUUCCGGAACACUUCUUCGUCUGCUGGUGGACUUUGGGGACGGUUGCGGAGCUGAGAUGAGACUGUGUACAAUGACAGGCGCAGCUGCAGUGACUAGCUGCCACCGGUACAGAAAAGAAGGAGUCUACAAGCUCAGGGCUGUUGUGCAUGACGUUCACGGAGCUGAUGUGGAACUGGGGCCAUACUACGUGAACACUGGCCAUGAGAACGUGUCUGUAUUCAUGAACUCCAGCUCUAUCCACGAGGGUGAAGCCCUCUCCUUGGCCAACUCUCUCCUACAGCAGAAAGGCACAGUUGUGAUGCAUGGCUUUUCAUCUGUGUCCUCAUACAACGUGUCCUUUGUUUCUCAGCCCCCAGUGGGCAGCUGCCAGGCUUGGCUUGGUGUGACUGUCGGGUAUAAGAUGCAGUCUGUGUCCAUCUACACCAACGGAACUGUGUUUGCUGCAGACACAGACAUCACAUUUGUGGCUGUUACCAAGGAAACUAUACCCCUGGAGUUUGUAUGGUAUUUUGGAGAUGACCCCCCCAUGAGGACAACUUCCAGAAGCCUUAGAAGAAGGCUGAGCAUCCCUCAGCGGUACCACGUGAUGGUCGAGGCCAUCAGCAGGAUCGGCAGUGUAGUCUCUGAGUCCCACCUCAUCAGCGUACAGAAGAGAAUCACAGCCAAUGGGCUCAUGUCCCCGGCCUCAGCCCUGGUAAAUGCCAACGUGUCCUUUGAGUGCAGGCUCAACUUUGGCACGGAUGUAGCCUAUCUUUGGAACUUUGGAGAUGGUACCACCGAGGUGGGCAGAAGCUCCUUCAGCCAUGUUUACAGCAGGGAGGGUGAGUUUACAGUUGAAGUCCUGGCCUUCAAUAACAUCAGCUCCGCCGUCCUAAGGAAGCCGCUUUUCAUCGUGCAUGAGCCUUGCCAGCCACCUCCGGUGAAGAACAUGGGGCCUAAGAAGGUGCAGAUAUGGCGCGCUCAGCCCCUGAGACUAGCAGUGACACUGGAAGCUGCAGUCCUCUGUAACAUUUCCCAAGGGCUUUCCUACACCUGGACCAUUGUGGAUGCUGAGGCGACCGCCAUCACCCUCCCUGCAGCUGUCAACACCCUCGGGCAAACCAUCGAGCUCCCCAGCUACACCCUGGAGUGUGGGAACUACACUGCCACGGCUAAGGUUCAGAUCAAGGGAAGUAUGGUGUAUAGCAACUACAGUGUUGGUGUGGAGGUUCGAGCCAGGGCUCCCGUCAGCGUGAUCUCUGAAGGCACCCACAUCUUCAUCCCCAGGGCCACCACGGCCUCCAUCAUCCUCAGAGGCUUCCAGUCCUACGACCCUGACAAUCCUGGAGCGGCUCUCAGGUAUCACUGGACUUGCACGGCAGCCAGCUCACCAAGGUGGCCCUGCUUUGAGGACUCUACUCCAUACCAAGUAGACACUCAGGCUCCUGCCGUUUCCUUCCCAGCAAAAUGGCUCAGUGGGUGCUGUGACCAGUUCCUUGUGACCCUGAUAGUCUCCAGCAAUGGGCAGAACUCUUCUCAGGCCUUGAUAUUCCUGUCCACCCGUUCAGACCCGGACUUCAGAUUCGUCCACAUCUCGUGGGUCAACUUUAGAGACAUCCGUGUAAACUGGAAUGAAGAACUGUCUCUCCGAGCUGUGUGUGAAGACUGUGACGAUAUACCCGACCUCACUUAUUCCUGGGAUCUCUUCCUGGUCAACGCGACAGAAAAGAGUACCGUGGAAGUCCCCUUCUGCAGCACCGUGGGGUUACUGGGCGCUUCAGCAUCCGGGGCCAUUCUGAAGUUGUCUCAGUCAAGCCCAAGAGGAUCCCUGACACGACACUCACAAGAGCAGUCACCCAUGCCCCCGAGCUGGACAGCUCUUCGCAACCUGGGAAGCAUUUCCUCUGAGUCCACAGCAGGAGGACACCACAUUCCUGCAGCGAUGGGUCCCAUGGCAGGCUCCGGGGGGGCCAUGGAGGACUCCAGCUCAUUGAGUCCAGUACCAGGUUCCCUGGAUGAAGAAGCUUUGGUGAUGAGCACCCCAGAAGGAAGCUGGCCUCCUUCUAUUUCCUCCCCUGCCUUUGACGACUUUGAAGCCUAUUAUAGUGACAUCCAAGAAGACGUGCCAUCUUCCGGAAGACAGCCAGGGACCAGUACCAACUUCCAGGAAUCAGGACCAAGCAUGAAUACCGAGGAGAGUGCCAGUGAUGGGGACAACCUGCUGGGCCCUUUCCUCCACACAGGCAGAGCAAAGCCAGCUCUCAUGAUUGACUGGCCCAAGGCCCUGGUCAGCCGAGCUGUCUUCCAGAGCUACACCUCCUCAGGUAUCAUGGGACCGGAUGUGACAAUAAGACCGUUCUCACUGAGCAGUGGCGAGAUGUAUGUCUUGCAGGCUUCUGUAGCUUCAAAGAAGGCUUUACUAGGCAAAGCUCAGCUCUACAUAACGGUCAACCAGGUUCCACAGGACAUGUCCUGUCAGGUGCGACCCCACAGUGGUAUGGAGGCACAUACCCUCUUCAGUGUCUUCUGCAUGUCAGGGAAACCGGACUUCCAUUAUGAAUUUCGCUACCGGGUAGGAAACACUUCACACACCCUGUACAGCGGACAAGAUACCCAGUACUACUUUCUGUUGCCGGCUGGUGAGACCUCAGACAAUUACAAAGUCAUUGUUUCUACUGAGAUCACAGAUGGCCAAGGCUCCAAGGUGCAGCCAUGCAGUGUGGAAGUGACCGUGCUACCCCGUUACCAUGGAAAUGACUGCCCUGACAAGGACCUAUACGACUCCACCAUGGACACCCUCUCUUCUCUCCAGCUGGUGGGAAGUUACACGGAAAUAAGGAACUACAUCGCCAUGACCACUGUGAUCCUGAGCCGUUUGUAUGUGGAGAGCAGAAACAAGUCUUCCUGUGGCCUAUGGUCACAGAUACAGGAUGUAUUGAUUUCUUCAGCAUGCAGAGUACCUUUAACGGACCAGGAAGCGAUGGUGGACUCUAUUCAUAUUCUGAGAAACCUCAUAAGUGUCCCUAAUAAGUUGAGCUCCAUGAGUGCUGUGCACAUCCUUGAAUGUGCACAGAUGCUCCUGGCCCAAGGUCCGUUCUCCAGGAAAUUGCUGGUCAACAAAAACCUGGGAGUUGAGCUUAUCCUUCUCAUCUCUGGAGUCUGGGAAGCUGCCAAAGAAGACAGGAGAAAGGAGAACUCUCUGCAGGAAGAAGGCAUGAAGAUCAUCUCUGACAUGUUACUAACCUGUCUCUCCUUGAGCCACCAACCUCAACUUCACAUAAGCGCUGGGCAGAUGGAGUUCUGGACCCUUCUCCAUCACAGCUUCCAGAAGUCUAGUCAGAACCUGGGCUUCAUCUGGGUCCAUUUCCCUGGCAACCUGGUCUUGCGCCAUUCUGCUCAAGAGGCAUCCCAAAGCCCAUGCUACAUCAGCCACCUCAUGCUCUUCAUGAAUAGCCCUUACCCAGAGGGACAAGCUCCUGGACAGGUGGGCAGCGUGGUGAGCCCUAGACUCUACAGCUGCAAGAGCAGAAGCCCCAUUCUCAGAGGACGGCUGGAGACACCCGUGACCGUGGAGUUUGGGGAGGAAGACUACCUGGUAAAGACAAAACAUCCAACCGUGUUCACCUUGCUUCGGGAUGAGGUGAACCUCCACCAGUUCACUGGGCUUUCUGAAAAACCCCAGGAAACCUUACAGAUACGCAUCAAAUUCUUGAAGCCCAGAAGAAGAGCCUUCCCCGUCAUGCUGCUAGUAAGGUUCUCCAAGAAGGCCACGCCUUCGCAUUUUCUUGUGAAGCAGGUGUACUUCUGGGAUGAGCAGACUGUGCAAAUUUAUGUACCUACUGUCCCAUGGAAAGGAGCCGAUGUAGGGUAUUUGUCCCUGUUAGACGCUGAUUAUGACAGGAGACCUCCAAACAAAUAUCUUGCCGGAGCAGUAAACUACACAGUGCAUUUCCAGCGGAUCCAGUGUGUGUUUUGGGACAAGACAGAGUGGAGACCCGAAGGUAACUCUCCGCAGCCCGGAACUUCUCCUGAGAGAGUCAACUGUAGCUACCAUCGCCUGGCGCCUUUCUCUGUCCUCAGAAGAAAACUGAAUGCCACUUUUGAAGUAAGCAGCAUUUCUGAGUUCUGGAGUGACCCACAUAAUUUGCUUCCCGGGAUUUUCAGUGUGUUUCUCUUGGUUCUUCAUGGAAUUCUGGUGACUAAAAGCAGAUGUAUAGGUUGUCACAAGAAAAGGAAACCUGGCUGUAUUUUUCUGGAAGGAGACACCGUGCCUGGCCACCAGCUGUAUGCAGUCAUCGUUGACACUGGCUUCCGGUCACCAGCCCAAUUUACAUCAAGGGUUUUCAUUGUUUUAUGUGGUGAAAAUGGACUCUCAGAAACCAAAGAACUCUGCUGCCCACAGAUGUCCUUAUUUGGAAGGAAUUCCAGGCACACCUUUAUACUGAGCACUCCUAACCAACUGGGCCCACUCCAGAAAAUUCGCCUGUGGCACGACAGUAGUGGACCAUCCCCAAACUGGUUUGUAAGUCACGUGAUGGUGAAGGAGCUACACUCAGGCCAAGGCUGGUUCUUCUCUGCCCAGUGCUGGCUGGCUGUGAGCCUAUGCGACGGCCGUGUGCAGCGAGAGCUCUUCUGCCUGCGCCAUGGUCUUGGCUUCUGGAAGCUUUUCUAUGCCAAGUUCACAGAGUACCUGGAGGAUUUCCACAUUUGGCUCUCACUGUACAGCCAGCCCCCCUCCAGCAGCUACCUGCACACACAGCGACUUGCCGUGGCCUUCUGUCUCCUGUGUGUCUAUUCGUGCCUCACUGCCCUGGUCACUGUGGGAGUCCAUGAACAGCGCCCGCUGGAUGUGGGUCCCACUCUGGAAUCCUUCUGCCUGGGUCUCCUGUGCACCUUUCUGGCCUGUCCAGCUACCCAGAUAUUGUCACUGCUCUUCAGGUUCAGCAAGGAAGCUGCAGAGCAUCUUCCGGGUGCACCACAGUGGCCUCUAAGAGGAGUGAAGACAGAGGUACCUCAGGCUCCCAGCGGUGGUUUUGAAGGGCUUGUGCCCCAGUGGUCAAGGGUCUGUCUGCGCUGGUCAAGCUCUGUGGUCUGGGCCAUUUGUGGGUUGGCGUCCCUGGCCUGUGGUUUGGGGACAGGAUUCCUAGGCUACAGGUUUGUGCCAGAGCAGUGUAUACGGUGGCUGUACCUGCUGCUUCUUUCUGUGGUCUGCUGCGUAUUUGUCACCCAGCCACUAAUGAUCUGUUUGGCAGCGCUCGCCUUUGCUUGGAAAAAGAAACACGACAGCCAGUUUUUUACUGAGUCUUUACGUGAUGCAACCAAGGAUCUAGACUUGAAAUUGGAAGAAUACUCCAGAACCCACCUUCCUCCUUCUCCCAGCUCCCAUAGUCCUGACAGUGCUGAGGAGGCCGAAAGGGUCUUGGCUGCACGACAAAGAGACCGCCGCCUGCGCUGGGCUCAGCCACCAUCCAGGGCCAAGUUCAGAGAGAUCAAGGAGAAACUGAGGAAAGAGAACCGGAUGCAGGCAGCACUGAGAGGCAUUUCCACGCACAGUCUCGUGCUGCUGCUGCUUUUGUUUAUAACAUAUGGGAGAGUCUGCCCGGGUGAAUAUUCUCUCAACCAUGCCAUCAGGAAGGCAUUUACAAGAAAUGCCAGACACUCCUUUGGGGACCUGAACAGCACAGACGACUGGUGGGACUGGACUCUGAGCAUGUUGCUGGAUGGGCUGCACCCAGAAGGACCCUCUGCUGGGACCCCGGGGGCUCAGCCUGGAGCUCUCGGAGGGCAGUGCCACCUCAUAGGCCCUGCGGUGAUCAGGCAGCUCAUGGUUUCUUCUGGUACUGCAUGCGCGCCUGCCAGACCAGUCUCAGAGCCCAUGGAAGAUGCACUACCUACACUGAGUCGCGACCUUGACCUUGAGAACCUAAAAGUGACCCCUAGUGGUCCUGAGACCUGUGGGGCGAUGAAGAAGAUCUCCAUGUACAGCCUAGGGAGAACAAGGCAUGAAGUCCACGUAGCCCUGACUGCCCUCAGGACCAGUAGGUGGGUGGACCACAGCACCAGGGCUGUGUCUGUGCACUUCACUCUCUACAACCCUCCCACGCGACUCUUCACCAGUGUGACCCUAGGUGCAGAGCUUCUCCCCACGGGAGGUCUUGUCCCCUCAUCCCUGGUUGAGUCAAUCAGCAUCUACGGUGACUCAGCCCCACGCUACCUUCUUGUGCUUUCUGAGCUGGCGUUCCUAGUUCUCAACGUGACCCACCUCUGUUUCCAGCUCUGGGGAAUGGCCACCAAGGGUGUCCUCAGCUACUGGAGGAAACCAAGACACUGGCUGGAGCUCUCUACGGUUGGGGUAGCCCUGGCCUACCAUGCAGCCUCUGGUCACCUCACUAGCCUUGCUGAGAAUGUCACUGACCAGUUCCGCAAAGGACUUCACCAGAUGUUUGUGGACCUAAGUCUGAUGGUGUCAUGGAAUCAGAGGGUAAGAUGGCUCCGGGGAAGCCUGCUGUUCCUCUGGAUGUUGAAAUGUGCUCACCUCCUCGGCCUCCUAAGCACCAGGGCAGCCUUCUCUGCAGUGAUGUGUUCGUCUCUCUCCAGAGCCCUGGCACCCGCACUGUUAGGGGCCCUGUCGCUGGCUGCCUAUUCCCACUUGUGCCUGUUUCUGCUCUUCACCUGGAUGCCAUCACCCGACACCUCUACAGACGCAUUUCCUGAGCUGCUGCUUCAGUUUCUGGGAAGAAACCAAAAGGACUCACUGCGCAAUUGCUUGGAGUCUGGGCGUCGAGCCGUGGCUUGUUACUGUGGGGCCCUGUUUCUGCUGGUGGCCGCUCUGUGUUUUGGAAUGCUGAAGGCGUCCCUCCUGACUUUUUUCCGAAAAAGUAAGUCUUCUCAAAGAAAAUCUCAUGUGACACUUAGAAAUGUUGCUGUUUAUGCAUGGCAUAAAGUCCUCGCCAUUCUGGGGCGGGAAACAACUCUUGAGGAGACUGAGGUGGCUACGGAUCAGAAUUAUUACCUGGAUGAAUUUUCAAGUCUAUUGGAUGAACUUCUGGUAAAGAUUGAUGGUUUGUCUGACAGCCUAGAACUCUCUAGCCUAGAAAACCAGUGGAGGAGGACAGUGGAGUCAAGGACAGGGGAGAGUCCUCUCGUUGGCAUUCCAGGGUACCAUGCUACUGUGCUACCUCCACCUACAGUCAAAGGAAAGUUCCUGCUUCACUUCUUGUUGUGGUCCAGGGCCCUCGCCACUCAGUGUGGCCCUUCUCUGCAGAUGCUAGCCAGGCCUGAGUCCACAGCGGCAAUUGGGAGAUGCUAUGGGGGGUUUGCCCCAUAA
Messenger RNA from Chionomys nivalis (European snow vole), 7761 nucleotides. RefSeq names its product polycystin 1 like 1, transient receptor potential channel interacting (gene Pkd1l1). The record is from RefSeq and is a predicted model, not a curated record. Gene Ontology annotation, molecular function: protein binding; calcium channel activity. Gene Ontology annotation, biological process: detection of mechanical stimulus. Gene Ontology annotation, cellular component: membrane. NCBI's taxonomy places the organism in Eukaryota, Metazoa, Chordata, Mammalia, Rodentia, Cricetidae.